CACUUUUGAAACCUCUCACAUCUGCCACACCACAUGCUAUCCCACCCUCCCUCGUGCAUCUGCUUCACAUCAAAGCAGCGUCAAGAUGGAAUCGCUGGUCGCGCAGUCCAGGUCGAGUUCCGAAGAAGCUUUUACCCACGCCUCUCUCUUAUCUCACCCUCUGCUCUCCAGCGCACCUAGCACCUCCUCCCUCUCAUCCGCGCUGCACUCCCUUCAGACGGACAUCCUUCCUCGCUGUGAAGCAUCGCUGAAUUUCAGUCGAUCAGCCUUGGUCCAAGAGCUGCUCGAAGCGCAACGUUGCGCACUCGAAGAGAAGCAAGAGCUGAGCGAUCUGCCUCGUCAAAUCGAGGAGGUUGAGGAUGAGGUCAUGACGCUCGCUUCGUCCAUGGGAUUGUUGGAUGAGAGGGGACAACAACGUGUGCCUGGACUGCUGGGACGGUUGACUGAACAGAGAAGAGAGCUGAUGCGAGCGGACAAGACUGUGCCCUUUGUGGCGCUAUUGGCGCGUGCGGAACAGCUCAAGCAGGACACUUUGAGAGGAGCAGAGGAUCAACACGGAAGCGCAAAAGCGGGAUUGCGAGCUCUUCAGAGCUUAUCCUCUCUGAUUGGGCAAGCCGGGCAGGCGUAUGCGGGAGCAGAUGCGAUCGAUCAAGGAUCUACGCUGAUGGCCUACCUGACGGCUACGAGGGACGCAGCACUGAGAGAACUCAACGAAAAGCUGGAAGCGAGGUUGAGAAGCGCACUUGAAGAAUCCGGCUGGCCGCCCGUCUCUGCAGAAAUCGCCGAAGCGCGAGGAGAAGCGAUUCGCAGCGCAUCUUCGACUUUGGAAAGCAAGCAGGUCAAGCAGGCUUGGCAGCGUCUUUGCAGAUUGCAGAGGGUGGCUAUCCGUGCCAAAUUGAUCGGCAAAGCUUCUUAUGACGCUCAGAGCGAUGCAAAGGUUGGAUCGACGGAUUAUACGCCGCUUGCGCCUGUCAAGGUACUUAUGGAACCUCUGCUAGCCCGCUUUGCGUAUCAUUUCGACGGAGACAAGAGCACCAAUCGGCUGGACAAACCUCAGUGGUACGUCAAUCACAUGUCCAACCUAUUGCGAUCCUACAACUCCCUCUUUGACGCGAGAAAUGGAAAGGUCACUUGGUUGUGCGAUCAGGGAGGCUUGCAGCAAGUGGGGCCCAGAGAAUUGGUGCAUUUCGUGCUGGCUGCGCUACGUCUCAAGGUACUGGCGUCCAAGGAGCAGCUGCAAAAGAAACCAGCAGUCUUAGCGCACACUGUCAGUAUCCUGCUCUCAUUCGACAGCGAGCUCCAACAGCUUUUUCAUCCAUCCUCGCUAGGCAAAGCGGAAAAGAUUUCGGAUUUAUUGCUGGGAGAUUCGACAACGUUUGAUGCUUGGUUGGAGGGCGAAAGGACGGAAGCUCAAGAACGACUGCAAGAAAUUUUGGAAGACAAGGAUGCGUGGUUGAUCAGCUCUGCGGAUAUGGAUACCGAGGCGGAGGAGGAUCUUUCCAAUCAGACCUGGUCUGCUAUUUCCAAUAGCAGCAGCAAUAAUCGCAGCAAUCACACGUCAGACCGAAGAGGCGUGCAAAAGACGACUAGAUCCGCUCGAGGGCUGUGUCAAAUCCUCGAAGCCAUAUCGGAAAGGUCCAGACCUUUGACGCUGCUCGUUCAGCGACUCGGUUUCCUGGCUAUUCAAGACGAUCUGUUGUCGACGUAUCAUCAACGCUUGACGCGUUCUCUAGAUGCAUUCGAGUCUUUAUCGGGCGCAUUCGCACGAGCCUUGCCCGGUGGGAUAGCGUCUCAAGAUUCUAGCAGCGAGAGCGACAUGGUUCGUGGACUGCGAGGAUCUUCUCGUCUGCUCAAAGCCUUCCUUUCCAGCUUGUACGUCGUGGAAACGUUGAGAAGAUUGUCGGAAGAAGGUCAUAAUAUGCAGCUGAAUGUGGAUCUGAAUAUGGAUACGGCGGAGGCCAAAAUGGCACGAGAGACCAGAAGAAGCUGGACGGGCAAAAGGGAAGAGGAGGAAUUGGAUGGUGCGUCUUUGGGAGAAUUGGUUAGGAGAGGGAUGAGAGGCGGAUCGAGUUUGAGACCGCUUGCUGCGGGUGUGGGUGCGCGUGCUUCUAAGAACGCUUCCGUCGAGCAAGUCACGAAUGCGGACGAAGAUGUCUGGCAAGAGGCCAGAAAGAGGUUUGAAAAGGUUGGCGACAGAGCUAGCAAAGGUCUUGUGCGCCUCGUCACGUCCGAAGUGACGGAAGCUAUGCGAGAGUACACGCUCCGACGUUGGAGCUCUACUUCUCCUCCACGCGAGCAUUUGCCGAUCGCACAGGGUAAAAAAGAAGCAAAAGCAGCCAUGGACCAAGACGAAGAUGAAGAUGAAGAAGAUUCACCCACACCUGGUCUCAUACCAAGCUUAUCGCUGCUCGAAACGCACCUCUCCCAUCUCGUUCCGGUGCUUCAACCAAGCGAAAGCAUUCCAAUCUAUCGUUUGGUUGCCCGCAAUGUCUCGCAGCACAUAGUGGAUCGAGUCAUCAUUUCAGGUGGAUCACACAGAUUUGAUCAAGCAGGAGCUUUGCGUUUCGAGCGUGACUAUACAAGCGGCUGGAUGUCCGUCCUAAAUUCCCUAUCCACACUGGCGCAAAAUCAAGUCAGCUCGGGACAGUUGACAGGCCUAGGAAGACAGCCCGAAGCAGCCUGGCGUCGUUUGCGCGAUACUAUUCUUCUUCUCAAUCUCUCCGCCGCCAACGUCGAUCAGACGUCCUCUUCGACCGCUUCCAGUACGCUUCUGUCUACCGAUGCGAGGGAAAAGUGGACAUUGUCUCGUGCUACUAGAGCUCUGUUCGAUGAGGACCCAGCAAACCAUACGAGAGUUUGGGUCGCGCUCAAACAAGACCUCGGAAUUGCGGAGAAUUAUGAUCUCAACACCGCCAGAGAGGUGCUCAGGCGCAGGGUGGAAUGUCCCAAGUGACAGAACGCACGCUCAUGCUUGCGCCAUGUAUAGUACUGUACACAAAGAUUUGCAAGUUUGAUCGAAGUCCAACGUG
This is a messenger RNA of Ceraceosorus guamensis, 3029 nucleotides long. RefSeq lists its product as hypothetical. Gene Ontology annotation, biological process: endoplasmic reticulum to Golgi vesicle-mediated transport; regulation of ER to Golgi vesicle-mediated transport; retrograde vesicle-mediated transport, Golgi to endoplasmic reticulum. The transcript has 3 exons. NCBI's taxonomy places the organism in Eukaryota, Fungi, Basidiomycota, Exobasidiomycetes, Ceraceosorales, Ceraceosoraceae. Gene Ontology annotation, cellular component: Dsl1/NZR complex. The record is from RefSeq and is a predicted model, not a curated record. The coding region runs from base 86 to 2953 and encodes 955 amino acids.